AUGGUGAAAACCGACUUCGGCCCAUUUCCCAAACCAGAGCAGCUAAGGGAGAAGAAAUACUACAAACUCCAUAAUAUGUGGAAUCAUAAUACAGCCGAUUGUGUUAAGCUGAAGGAUCAGAUCCAAAUCUGGUUAAAUAACGGUAGUUUGCAAGUAGAGGCACCGAAAAUAGCAGCAGCGUUGGUGGACCUAGAUCCCUUCCCAGAUACCGGCAUCAACAUGGUGGACGUGGCAUGGGGUGAAAAAGAUCAGCAGAAUCAAAGUCCAGACCAUGCUGCUAAGGAUUUGAAAAAGGUUGGAGACAAAGUCAUGAAGCGGGAAUCCAAGACUCGUUUACCCAUCGUCCUAUUCUCGCGGUGCAAGGAAGAAUGUGACACUCAAGCCCUAGAUGAGGAAACAUCCCAGACGACAGCUUUGGAUCUCUGCCGCCAAUACGAUUAG
Messenger RNA from Rosa chinensis, 441 nucleotides. RefSeq lists its product as uncharacterized. The transcript has a single exon. The coding region runs from base 1 to 441 and encodes 146 amino acids. Lineage: Eukaryota; Viridiplantae; Streptophyta; Magnoliopsida; Rosales; Rosaceae. The record is from RefSeq and is a predicted model, not a curated record.